This is a messenger RNA of Fonsecaea multimorphosa CBS 102226, 1035 nucleotides long. RefSeq lists its product as uncharacterized. Gene Ontology annotation, biological process: alternative respiration. The transcript is spliced from 3 exons. NCBI's taxonomy places the organism in Eukaryota, Fungi, Ascomycota, Eurotiomycetes, Chaetothyriales, Herpotrichiellaceae. Gene Ontology annotation, molecular function: alternative oxidase activity. The record is from RefSeq and is a predicted model, not a curated record. Gene Ontology annotation, cellular component: mitochondrion. Bases 1 to 1035 code for a protein of 344 amino acids.
AUGACCUCCUCGAAAGCUCUCUUCACGCCAACCCUUGCGGCGAACCUGUCAAGCGCGGCCAGGAAAGGCCUGUUCUCGUCGACUGCCACUGCUGCGGGUCUGAGGACCAGCUGUGCGGCCUUCAGACCAUUCGAUGCGCAGUCGAGACGAAACUUCUCUGUCUCCCACAAAGCGCAGCUCGAGUUCUUCCCGCCACCCAAAAACCUUCCUAACAUCAAAUUGACUCCUCCACCAUGGCCCCAUCCGAACGCAACAGAGGAACAACUUAAGAACAUUGAGGUUGCUCACAGAGAAGUGCGUGGCGUCUCGGAUUGGAUUGCAUACAACACGGUACGCUUUUUGCGAUGGGGCACCGAUCUCGUCACCGGCUACCGCCACGACCCCAGCAAGCCUUACGUGAUGAGCGAGAGGAAAUGGCUGGUCCGUUUCAUCUUUCUCGAGACUGUGGCUGGUGUGCCGGGAAUGGUGGCCGGGAUGCUUCGUCACUUACGGAGUCUACGGGCGAUGAAAAGAGACAAUGGAUGGAUCGAAACCAUGCUUGAAGAUGCAUACAACGAGCGGAUGCACCUCCUCACAUUCCUGAAAAUGGCCGAACCCGGAAUUUUUAUGAAGUUGAUGAUUCUCGGUGCCCAGGGGGUCUUCUGCAACGGCUUCUUCGUUGCGUACCUUGUGAACCCCAAAAUAUGCCACCGUUUUGUGGGCUAUCUCGAAGAGGAGGCAACCAAGACCUACAGCUAUGCCAUUGAAGACAUCGAGAGUGGCAAACUCCCAGGUUGGGAGAAGCUCGAAGCACCGGAGAUUGCCGUCAAGUACUGGAAUAUGCCGGAAGGGAAGAGGACCAUGAAAGACCUUCUAUACUACAUCCGAGCGGACGAGGCGAAGCACCGAGAGAUCCAUCACACUUUUGCCAACCUCAACCAGGCCGAAGACCCCAACCCGUUCGCCUCGGAGUACAAGGAUCCGUCUAAACCUCACCCUGGCAGAGGCAUUGAACACAUCAAGGCGAAAGGCUGGGAGCGGGAAGAGGUUAUCUAG